GCUCUCGCUGUUGUACUGAGAAGAUCGUAAGAUUUUACAUUGCCAACUUUCGAAAUGUCCGCUGUUGCUACCGCUCCCGCCGCUACUGCAGAUGCCCCUACCAAGACAACUACCAAAGCACCCAAGAAGAAGGCUGCCGUUAAAGCUAAAGUUGCAGCUGCACAUCCACAGUAUAAAGUAAUGGUUGCUGCCGCCAUCUCAGCAUUGAAAGAACGCGGUGGUUCAUCUCGUCAAGCCAUCUUGAAGUACAUUGUAGCGAACUACAAAGUUGGCGAUAACCAGACCGCUGUCAAUGCUCGUGUGAAAUCUGCACUUAAAGCUGGUGUUAAAGCCGGAGGGUUGAAACAAUCUAAAGGGACUGGAGCUGCAGGCUCAUUCCGUCUAGGUGAGAAAAAAGAAGAGAAGAAACCUAAGGCCAAGAAAGUAGCAGAGAAGAAACCCAAGUCUCCUAAGAAAGCAGCCAAACCUGAGAAAGCAGCAACUGGUGUCAAGAAGCCUAAAUCUCCCAAGAAAACUGCCGUGAAGAAACCAUCCACCAAGAAGCCAGCAGCUGCUAAACCCAAGAAAGCCAACUCUCCCAAAAAAGCUGCACCAGCCAAACCUAAAGUAGCCAAACCUAAAGUUGCAGCAAAGAAGCCAACUGUGGCCAAAAAGGCUAAAACUCCCAAGAAAGCUGCAGCAGCCAAAAAAUAAAGCACUUGCACUUCCAAGCCACUUAUAACUGGUCCUUCUCAGGACCACCCCUUUGUUCCAGAGGAUAAUUUUCAAGACUAUAACUAUAACCAAUAUUUCCCAUUAUCUACUCUUUCUUAGCUGUCCUGCUAUA
Physella acuta is the source of this 826-nucleotide messenger RNA. RefSeq names its product histone H1-like. Gene Ontology annotation, molecular function: structural constituent of chromatin; double-stranded DNA binding; nucleosomal DNA binding. NCBI's taxonomy places the organism in Eukaryota, Metazoa, Mollusca, Gastropoda, Physidae. The record is from RefSeq and is a predicted model, not a curated record. Gene Ontology annotation, biological process: nucleosome assembly; chromosome condensation; negative regulation of DNA recombination. Gene Ontology annotation, cellular component: nucleus; nucleosome.